UCAAUUUAUACUGUUAAAAUGCUUUGUUAUACAGGAAAACCUGUAACCCGAAUACCGAUAAUGGCCAAACAAGUACUGGAUCUUUAUGAGUUAUACCGCCUUGUCGUCCAGCAUGGAGGUCUUGUGGAGAUCAUUAACAAAAAGCUUUGGCGAGAAAUCACUAAAGGUCUCAACUUACCUUCCAGCAUUACAUCAGCAGCAUUCACACUUCGAACUCAGUACCAAAAGUAUCUUUACGAUUAUGAAUGUGAAAAAGAGGCGUUAUCGAAUCCAUCGGAUCUCCAAGCAGCUAUCGAUGGGAAUAGGCGAGAAGGUACACAUUAA
Messenger RNA from Strongylus vulgaris, 324 nucleotides. Lineage: Eukaryota; Metazoa; Nematoda; Chromadorea; Rhabditida; Strongylidae. The record is from the annotation of a GenBank genome assembly.